CGGAGCCCUGCCCGGGGCCCGGCGGCGGCGGCGGCGGCGGCGGGGCAGAGGGGCGAGCGGCGGGCGAGGCCGCGUCUACUUGCGCGGCGCAGCCCCGGCAUAGCCCGGGGCUGCCGGUGCCCGCCGCGCCAUUGUUGGGGGAGGGGGCGGCUGCUGAACGCGGCGGAGUCGGGGGUCGAGCCGAGGCGGCGGCGGCGGCGAGGAGCGGAGGCGCGCCCCAUGGGGAACACGCUGACCUGUUGCGUGUCCCCCAAUGCCAGCCCCAAGUUGGGCCGGCGCGCGGGGUCGGCGGAGCCGGACUACGAGUCGGAGGUCUACGAGGCGGCGGCCGGGGACGCGGUGGCGGUAGCGCCGGCGCCGGCUGCCGUGGAACCCGCCGAGGUGGAUUUCGGAGCCGGCGAAGGCCACCACCUGCAGCACAUCAGCGACCGGGAGAUGCCCGAAGACUUAGCUUUGGAAUCAAACCCUUCUGACCACCCAAGGGCAAGCACAAUUUUCCUGAGCAAAUCUCAAACGGAUGUGCGAGAAAAGAGGAAGAGCAACCACUUAAACCAUGUAUCUCCAGGGCAGCUUACUAAAAAGUAUAGCUCAUGCUCAACAAUAUUUCUAGAUGACAGCACAGUCAGCCAGCCUAAUCUUAGAACCACAAUAAAAUGUGUGACCUUAGCAAUAUAUUACCACAUAAAGAACAGAGAUGCAAAUAGAUCCCUGGAUAUUUUUGAUGAGAGAUCACAUCCACUCACACGAGAAAAGGUUCCAGAGGAAUACUUUAAGCAUGAUCCUGAACAUAAAUUCAUUUACAGAUUUGUUCGGACUCUGUUCAGUGCUGCACAACUAACUGCUGAGUGUGCAAUAGUAACUUUGGUUUACUUAGAAAGGCUUUUAACUUAUGCUGAGAUCGACAUUUGCCCCACUAACUGGAAAAGAAUUGUUUUGGGAGCCAUUCUUCUUGCCUCCAAGGUUUGGGACGAUCAGGCUGUAUGGAAUGUGGACUACUGCCAGAUCCUCAAGGACAUUACAGUUGAGGACAUGAAUGAGAUGGAAAGGCACUUUCUGGAGCUACUUCAGUUUAAUAUUAAUGUUCCCGCCAGUGUUUAUGCCAAAUACUACUUUGACCUUCGCUCCUUAGCAGAUGACAACAACCUGAGCUUUCUGUUCGCUCCUCUCAGCAAAGAGCGGGCGCAGAACCUAGAGGCCAUUUCCAGAUUGUGUGAAGACAAAUACAAAGACUUGUGCAGAGCUGCUAUAAGAAGGUCUUUCAGUGCUGAUAAUUUCAUUGGUAUUCAGCGCUCCAACGCCAUCCUCUCUUAAGGAAGAAGUGAGGGGUUGUAACAUCAUAAACCCCUCGCAACAAGGACUGGAGAAAUAUCACCUCUCCUGUUCAGAAACCAGCAAAGUUAAUAUUUUCACCUAAAAGAAAGACAUUGAAUUCAAGACACUCAUGGACAGUGAGGAUUAUGCUCAUAGGAAAGAACGGGACCUUGUCAAUGCAACACACUCUUCUGUCCUUUUUAAUGUAAACAGAGUUACAAAAACUACUCCAAAGCUAAAAGCUCCCAACCCACACACAGUUAUUUGCUUACUAUGUAGGCCAAUAGCUGUGAACUAUGUGAGGUUUUUUAAUUACCAGUUUAAAUUUUUAGACUUUAAAGACACUAACUAUUAUAGCGUUUACGUUUUUCCUUCUUUUCUUGCCCCACUCCCCCAUAUUGCUGCAUAUUCCUUUAGAAUCAAUGCAGUAUUACCAUUAAAACAUGGGACUCCUAACAACUCAUAAAGCCACUUAGGAACAGACUGUUGUAGCAUUGUUCGGUUUGAAGGAUUCUUCCUCCCUACUACAUCAUUGAAGCUGCUAGUCAGUAUUGGCAAUCGAUUUAAACCAAAAAGCUGCUGAAUAACACUUGUCAUUCAAAUUCUUUGCAAGCACUACUUAUUAGCAUUAUUAGCGUGUUUGGGAUCAUAAACAGAGAAAGUAUGUUAUUAUCUCCUUCUGUUGGGUCCGUGCUGUAUUUCUUUUUGACUAUAAUGGUGCUUCUCAUUUUCUGAUGAUUGUUCCUCUCUGUUAAAUACUUGUAUUGAGGGAUAUUUUCAUAAUUCCAGCCAACAUGGUGGUCCAGUAAUUAGCACGCAGGUAAUAAAAUAGAAGGUGUCCCAAAAGUCUUAGUGCAAUUUUAAGCUUUAAUAUGUGUGCUUGACACUGCAGGACACUGUUGCAGAAGUAUAAAUGCUACAGACUGGCAAACAUCAUUUGAAAGUUUUAAAGUUUUAAACGUUAAGCUUUUAAUUUUAAUUUUUUGUUUCAGCCCCUCUUGAAGAUAGCAAACAAUGGGCCGAAACAAAAAAUUAAAACGAAGAGCUUAGUAUUUAAAAUUUACAAAACUUAAAUGAGUUUAGAAGAAAUUCAAUUAAACUUUCAAAUGUUGUUUUGUAAGUCUGUAGCAUUUAUACAUCUACAGGUAUCAAAGCUUAAAAUUGCACUAAGACUUCAAGGGAUACUUUAUAUCUUCACAGACCUGCCCCUCCUCUUUUUAAAAUAAUCCUUUGCAAGGCUGGGCUGUUAACCUGCUUGAUCACCUAAGUUUUUUUUUUCUUCUAGAUUUGAUAAAGUAAUUAUGAACAACAGUGUUAAUACACAUGUAAUAAAUUGAAAGGAAUUGGACCCUAAUAGUGGUGAUAGGAAAGUAAGUGCUGUGCAACAGCUUUUCUAUCCUGUGUGUUAAUAAUCUGGCUGUAGGUGUCUCACGUCAAGUUCUGCUAUUUUUAAGAGGAAACAUAUAAACCUUAGGAACCCUUACCUCAGGCUUUAAAAGGCGGGGAGGUCCAGUAAUCAGUCUUUUAGGAGAUUGGUAAUGAUGUCACCUAAACUUGAAAUAUUAAAAAAAAAAAAAAAAAGGAAAGAAAGAUUAGUGUUCUCAACUAUGUGAAAUCUUUUUCUGCCUAUCUUCUCAAAUACAGUGCUAGGAAUUUUGCCUGUAAACAAAGCAUUUCUGGGCCAGAAAUACUUUCUCUCUUUAUAGCAAGGCUUCACAUUAUAUUGAGUGCUGCAGGUUCCAUCAUUUUUAAAGGACAGAGACCUAAAUGAUAAAUAAUGGUAUAUAAAAUAUUACAAUCUACCACCUCAAAAAAUAUUGUUUAUGGAGUUUGGAGUUUGGAGACUCAAGUAUUGAUUGCAGUUUUAUUUUGAAAAGAUUGCUACAACUUAUGUGGUUUUUUUCCCUCAUGUUUAUAUUAAAAGAAAAGCUAAUAAACUCUAUUU
Molecule: messenger RNA, 3256 nt
Organism: Hippopotamus amphibius kiboko
Lineage: Eukaryota; Metazoa; Chordata; Mammalia; Artiodactyla; Hippopotamidae
Gene: CCNYL1
Product: cyclin Y like 1
Exons: 10
Coding region: 220-1311 (363 amino acids)
Biological process (GO): regulation of canonical Wnt signaling pathway; regulation of cyclin-dependent protein serine/threonine kinase activity
Cellular component (GO): plasma membrane
Molecular function (GO): cyclin-dependent protein serine/threonine kinase activator activity; protein kinase binding
Source: RefSeq, a predicted model, not a curated record